Messenger RNA from Emericellopsis cladophorae, 294 nucleotides. RefSeq names its product major facilitator superfamily transporter. NCBI's taxonomy places the organism in Eukaryota, Fungi, Ascomycota, Sordariomycetes, Hypocreales, Bionectriaceae. The transcript has a single exon. The record is from RefSeq and is a predicted model, not a curated record. Bases 1 to 294 code for a protein of 97 amino acids.
AUGAUCGCCCUGUUUGACUUUGAUACCUCCCGCCCCCGACACUCCUCACUCAGGGGAAUAAGGUGCACGGCCUUGGAAUCCAACUAUCUCAGCAUCCCCGUGUACAUUUCUGCGUCCAUCUCGACGGCCAUCAAUACGUUCGUCUCCGAUCUACUCAGCAGGCGCGCCGUGUGUCUCCUACACAGGGUCCUGGUGACGUGGGUGGCCAACAACACGCAGCCCGACCCGAAGCGGUCCAUUACGAUAGCGCUCCUCAUGUCGCUGGCGAAUGCGUCCGGACUUGUCUCGUCCUAG